Molecule: messenger RNA, 2889 nt
Organism: Trichophyton rubrum CBS 118892
Lineage: Eukaryota; Fungi; Ascomycota; Eurotiomycetes; Onygenales; Arthrodermataceae
Exons: 5
Coding region: 1-2889 (962 amino acids)
Biological process (GO): diterpenoid biosynthetic process
Molecular function (GO): magnesium ion binding; terpene synthase activity
Source: RefSeq, a predicted model, not a curated record
AUGGGCGUACAGCACGCAGACCCCGCGGGGGUCGCUAACCUAGGAAUCAAUGCAAGACUCCUGAUAAAACGAAGCUUCAAAGGCCACGAUCCGAAGUAUGGCAACGGGUCGAUGAGCUGUGCUACCUAUGACACAGCUUGGGUGUCACUGGUCACAAAGACCGUCGGAGGGCAGAAACAUUGGCUGUUCCCUGAAUGCUUCCGCUCCCUCCUUCUCACCCAGUCCGACGAUGGCGGCUGGCGGAGAGAAACAAAUUCUCAGGUUGACAGCAUUGUGAAUACAGCAGCGGCACUGCUUUCCCUCAAAAGACAUGCUGUAGAACCCCUGCAGCUCCGGGAGGAAGUACAUCCAGACGACCUCGAAAGGCGAAUUGACCGAGCAGCCAUAUUGCUGCGCUCGCAGCUCGAGGAAUGGCGUGUAUCAGAAACGAUGCACGUCGGGUUCGAAAUCAUUGUCCCAAAGCUCCUGACGUUGUUGGAGGAGGCAGAUGCGAAACUCAGCUUUUGCUUCGAGGGCAGAGAUGAGCUGGUGAAGAUUAAUGCCGCUAAGUUAGCCCGGUUCAAACCCGAGGCCUUGUAUGGCACAGUAAAGAUGACACCGCUGCACUCGCUCGAAGCAUUCGUUGGCGAAAUCGAUUUUGACAAGGUCGCCCAUCAUAAAGUGGUUGGCUCCAUGAUGGGCUCGCCUUCCUCCACCGCCGCAUACCUGAUGAACUCGACCAAUUGGGACGACGAAGCCGAGAGCUAUCUUCGCCAUGUCAUCCAUUCCGCGGCAGGGAAGGGGAGUGGCGCGGUCCCUAGCGCCUUUCCCUCGACCUACUUUGAAUAUACCUGGAUAUUGUCAACCUUGCUCGAAGCCGGGUUUUCCGCUUCAGAUCUGAGAUGCCCAGAGCUGGAGCAGAUUUACGAGAUACUUACCCGUGCAUUCAGUAACGGAGAUGGGACAAUUGGUUACGCUCCCGAUUUUCAGUCUGAUAUGGAUGACACAGCUAGAGGCAUGAUUGCCCUGAAUCUACUCGGCGGUGCAGUACGGCCUGAACCAAUGAUCAAGGCAUUUGAGGCAGCCACUCACUUCCGGACCUACCAAUGCGAAAGAAACCCCAGUUUCAGCGCCAACUGCAAUGCCCUGCUUACCAUUCUCCAUCAGCCUGAUAUUUCCCUCUAUACCCCACAGAUUCUAAAGGUGGUGAACUUCUUAUGCGACUCCUGGUGGAGUACUGACGGGGCAAUCGCGGAUAAAUGGAGCCUGAGCCCUCUAUAUCCGUCUGUUUUGCUCGUCAAGUCUUUAGUUAGACUAUUAGCUCUAGCGGAACGAGAAGACAGUUCUCCUGAGCAGUUACUUGGACGAGACCUAGCAUCAAGGGCUGCCAUCACACUCUUCCAGGCCUGUUUGAGGGCAAUGCUCAAUCAGCAUGAGGACGGAUCGUGGAAUGGCUCAACCGAACAGACAGCCUAUGGAGUCCUCAUACUAACCGAGGCGAGGACAGGGAGACUAAGAAGUUCCGGGCGCGGCGUGAGCUUCUUGCAUGCCAACCGUGGAAGCCAGGUCGGAAAUUUCAUCUGGAUCGAGAAGGUCACUUACGCCUCUCCCCUACUGGCUGAAGCGUAUGAACUGGCAGCGAUCAAAGCAGCUACUUCGUUGCCCUCCAGUACCUCAUCUGUUGGGGGCAGUCUCUGGUGCGUUUCAACGGCAAAUACAACCAAACUUGUAAAGCUGUUCCAGCAGACACCCCUUUUUACCUCCCUUCCAGAAUGGCAGAUCCGCGCCUCGAUGACUGAGGCAAGGCUUUUCCAGCCUUUACUCCAAGCACGCAGGUUAGAGGUAUUUCCCCGCAAGGACAUGGAAAAGGACAAGUAUUUCGAAAUAAUCCCUUUUACCUGGACAGCUUGUAACAAUCGUAAUCGUGCAUUCGCCUCUACUUCAUUCCUGUAUGAUAUGAUGAUCAUUUCAUUCUUGAACUACCAGGCCGACGAAUUUCUCGAAGCGGUGGCAGGCCCUCAUUAUACCGGCCGUACUCCCGAGCUCCGUCGAGUGAUUGAUACCCUAUUUGACGGCAAGAGUUCCGACAGUGAAUUGUUGCGGGGCGUUAAACGGCCAUACCCGGAAGAAGACGAAGAGCACAGUAAUGGUAACAAUGGUAAACAACAGAACAAUCGUGAGGUUGUUUUGCCGCUGACCAAGUUCACGACAUUCGUCCUUAACCACCCGUCAGUCAAGUCGGCCAGCGCCUGGGACCGCAACGGGCUGCGUCGGCGCCUGAAGGAAUUCCUCUUGGCCCACGUAACGCAGAUAGAAGACAACGCCAGAUUCCAGCUCGAGCACCCCUCUAGCGGAGGGGUUUAUAGCACGGCCACAGACAGUUUUUCCCACUGGGUACGCACCACCUCAGCAGAACAUACUUCAUGCCCGUAUUCUUUUCAGUUUGUGAGCUGCCUGUUGGGCGCUUCGCUCGGGCAGGGGAAAGAUUGCUUUGGAACUGCGGAAGAGAAGUACAUGGCCGCAUCCGUCUGCAAGCACCUGUCUACCAUGUGUCGCAUGUACAACGAUUACGGGUCCGUAGCCCGUGACAAGGCAGAGGGAAACGUCAACUCGGUCAACUUUCCGGAAUUGCAGAUGUUAGCGGGAUCGACGGGCCCGGCCACGAUGGAGGAAAAGAAAAAGGCCCUGUUCAGGCUGGCGGAGUACGAGCGCAGUUGUCUGGAUGAUGCUUUCAAAAGGCUCCAGGAGGAAGGGCAGCGAGCAACUAGCCAUAUGGCGCGGAAGCUUCAUGAGCGGAAGAUGGGGGUAUGGCGUAUGUUUUGUGAUGUGACUGAUUUAUACGGCCAGAUAUAUGUGGUGCGUGAUAUUGCGAGUCGAAUGAAGGUUCCGGAGGUAAACGGAAAGAAGUGA